AUGGGCAACCAGCCUUCGCUACAUGUGAAGGAAGAUCCACCACCUUCUCCAAACCCGCCGUCCGCAUGCCCUGUCGACCACUCCGCUCGCAAAACCUACCUUGCUGCGGCAUCAGAAAAGAAGAACCCCCCUACGAUUCCACAACCUCACACUGAGGCAACCACGUCCCGCCCUCCACCAGCUCCCCGAUUGAAGUCCGAAGAAUCUCUAAGCGUCAACCGCGAAAUCUCAUCCAUUCCCCGCGCCACCACCUCUCCUCCGACAACCACACCCUCGCCUACAUCGCUUCCCGUCGGCUCCUCUGAAUCACACCCCUCCAACCCCACUCCCUCAAACUCCAAAAACUGGAUCUACCCCUCAGAGAAAAUGUUCUUUGACGCCAUGAGACGAAAGUCCUAUGCACCUGAAUCCCGCGACAUGUCCGUCGUAGUUCCAAUCCACAACGCCGUCAAUGAGCGAGCUUGGAGCGAAAUUCUCGCUUGGGAAACGAAAUCCGCUCGCGCAAGGGAGCAAAACAAGAGAUGUGGAGGCCCGCAAUUGAGGAGCUUUUCUGGGGAUAGUAAAAAAUUGAGUCCGAGGGCAAGGUGGAAGAGUCUCUUGGGGUAUUCGAGGCCGUUCGAUCGACAUGAUUGGGUUGUGCAGAGAUGUGGUGGUAAAGAGGGCGGAGAGGGGACGGUGGAGUAUCUGAUAGAUUUCUACAAGGGCAGUGGGGGGCGUUGA
This is a messenger RNA of Bacidia gigantensis, 720 nucleotides long. RefSeq lists its product as uncharacterized. Gene Ontology annotation, biological process: cytochrome c-heme linkage. The transcript has a single exon. Gene Ontology annotation, cellular component: mitochondrion. Gene Ontology annotation, molecular function: holocytochrome-c synthase activity. The record is from RefSeq and is a predicted model, not a curated record. NCBI's taxonomy places the organism in Eukaryota, Fungi, Ascomycota, Lecanoromycetes, Lecanorales, Ramalinaceae. The coding region runs from base 1 to 720 and encodes 239 amino acids.